CCCUUUUUAAACGGACGCGGGAUCCAUCGUCGAUCCCAAGUUCCAGCCCGCGGACCCGCCGCACGAUCGCCAAAGCCCCCAAGCAAACAUGGCGUUGCGACCAGCGACCAUCCGCCUCUCCCCUGCUGCCGCCGGCGUGAUUUCCCGACCCACCACGCGUAGGAGCGCCGCCAGUGCCCUCCGCUUGGUCCCGGAUGGCUCUUGCAGGCGAGCAAGGAAGCUGCGAUUGUGCUGUGCUCCGGAGGACGACGAGUGGUGGGCGACGCCGGUGCGGCCGGAGGAUCUGGUGGAGCCGACGGGGCAUGGCGCGGAGGAGGUGAUCGCUAUACGAGACGCUCUGGUCGGGGACCCUCUCCGACCCGUCUCGCUCGCCUUCCAGGAGAUCGUGGCCACCGGCGGAAACAUCUUCCGCUGCCGCUGCUUCCACGCCGGCGUAAUGUCAGGUACCUUGCUUCUUGUGGCCGGUAUUUGUCAGCUCUACAAAGUGGCUCCAAACCUUUUCAUGGACAUCGUUCUUGCAUAUAUGUUCUACAAAUUGAGCGUUUUAGCAGCAGAGCUGAAAAGAAACGGGAAAGCUAACAACAUAUGUGCUCGGAUUCAGUGUGUUCUCAUGGCUAUUUUGUUCUACAAAUAUAACAAUCCUACCAAGGACUCUUACUACCACUUCACUGAGUUUAUCUGGGGCAUUACUAUCCUUGUGUAUUCAUGCACGGUGUACUAUGAAUGCAUUGGCCUCAAGCAUCCAAGACAUCAUCUGGAAGCAAUGUUCAAGACAAUUCUAACAACCAAAGGUGGUUUGAUAAAGGUGCUGAAGCGUUUGUACUGGGAGUUGAUAAAUUAGAGAGUAUUCACUUUCUCAAGACAAUGACAAGAAGUAAUUUUUGUAUGCACACUUGUACUUCAUUAACGAGAACAUAUGUUUCAGUGAAGUAUCUCCUAAAGAUUUCG
Sorghum bicolor (sorghum) is the source of this 948-nucleotide messenger RNA. RefSeq lists its product as uncharacterized. The coding region runs from base 89 to 841 and encodes 250 amino acids. The transcript is spliced from 5 exons. Lineage: Eukaryota; Viridiplantae; Streptophyta; Magnoliopsida; Poales; Poaceae. The record is from RefSeq and is a predicted model, not a curated record.